Lactuca virosa is the source of this 1392-nucleotide messenger RNA. The record is from the annotation of a GenBank genome assembly. Lineage: Eukaryota; Viridiplantae; Streptophyta; Magnoliopsida; Asterales; Asteraceae.
AUGCCAAAACGCUUCACACCUCCGACCUCUGCUGAACGCAAACGCCACGGCCACAACUAUCGCCGCUGCCACCUCUACCACCACAAGACUACCCUCCUCCGCCGCUGGUCGUCGGUUUUCAUCAUCCCUUUUCGCUUCUCUCCUUCUCCGGUGGUUCUUUUGUCGACCAUUAUGUCCCUCGUUAACAGACUAUUCAAGCUUUCAAUUCCUUCGUCAACAGAGAAUGAAAUUGGAGAAGACCCCUUUUUUGUUAACCUUCAACUAAUUUUCUGGUUUUUGAGAGAAAUUUCGAAUUCAGAGGGUUUGUCUACUGCAACACCCAUCUCCUACUCUAAUAUUGACUUCCAGGGUUCAUUUUCAUCAUCUUUUCCAGUUGAUGCUUCACUACGGUUCACCAACACAAUACUCUUCUUAUUUGAAGUUCAUUUGAAACUAAAUGAUGGAUCAUGGGCAUAAUUGACUUGUGAAUGACUUAUAGUUGAUUGCAUUUAGGGUGAACUUAUGAUUAAUUAGUAGUGGGUGAACUUAUGAUCCAUUAGUAGUUCAUUUUAGUUAUUUUGUUUUUCACUUAUAUGACAUGUGUGGUUGACGUGUACAAGAAUUGUGGGUUUUUUUGCAGUUUCGGGAGAAUACCAUACUAUUAAAUAGGGGUGUGUUGCAGGAAAUUGCAAUGCAAGAAGAUGUCUUUAUAUUUAAUUACAUCCACUCAAUUUUUUAGCAUGGGAAAGUACUCGGUACGCAUAUGAGCAACAAUGCAUCUUGAAAAGAGAUGGAAAAAGGAAUCAAGAGUUGUUCUUCCUAAGCAAAGACCGUAUUUUUUUCAAAGCUAUUGACCUUCACGUACAAAGCACAUUAUGCUGUAUUCAUGUUCGUGUCCAUGUAGUCAUGGCUUGUUGGGAUCUAGAACAAUCUCUAUAAAGCUUAAUAGGUUGUGUCAUUUUUGUUGAGCAUCUAUGGUUGUUUGUGUGUUUGUCACACCCCCAAACCGGAACGGCGGAAACAUUCGUGGGCGGAGGACGUCAUGUACAGUAUCACGACAAUUGAAUAAUAGUAAUCAAAGUAGCAACAACCAUUGUAUUGAUAAUAUAGUGUUUACAUUGUAUUCGAAUAACAUAUGAUUGACUCCAAAAGCAAAUAGCAAAACAAAGACUUGAAGCUACUAUGCUCCAUCUUCUAGAACCUGCGUGUGUACCUGUCUACUAGUGCCCUGAGAAUACAAGUGAUUUGGACAGUGUCAACAUUAAAGUUGGCGAGUUCAUAAGCAUUCGUUUUAGAAAGCAUGUUCUUUGUUCCAUGAAAAUGUUAUAAUGUAUUUCCAGAAAAUCCAAUAUUUUCUUUAGUGAAUGUAGUGUAGUCUUAAGCCUUAAAAUCAAGAUGUAGGUAGUCAUUGAA